Messenger RNA from Sorghum bicolor (sorghum), 769 nucleotides. RefSeq lists its product as uncharacterized. Lineage: Eukaryota; Viridiplantae; Streptophyta; Magnoliopsida; Poales; Poaceae. The transcript is spliced from 5 exons. The record is from RefSeq and is a predicted model, not a curated record. Bases 26 to 469 code for a protein of 147 amino acids.
UGCUCCCUCUCGGGCUUUCUCGGCCAUGGAGGCCGCAAGCAAUCAGGAGCCGGGGAGAUGCGGAGGCGCUGGCGCCGGCGCCGGCGACGACGAUGACGAGGCGAAGAGGAAGGAGGCGGCGCUUGCAUCAAGCAGGCUCCUCGACCCGUGGUUCAAGCCCUCCAAACUAUCCCAGGACCGGCUCGACAAGUUUAAGGAAUUACACAAGAAACGGUUACAGAUAACUGAAAAGCCAAAGUAUAAAAGAAAACCAAAAGGAACCACUGGGAGAAGUAUCAAAGUCACCAGCGAAUAUAAAUUCACUGAUAAGGAUGCAUCUGCUGAUAGUUCUCCAAGAGAUGUACAUCAUAUGUCAUCAGUUACAGGAAUCCAAGGGGAUCCUGCAUCAGACCUGUCCUCGAGGAACAAAAGGAAGCUACAUUGGGGGCUUGAUAUUAAAGAACGAUGGGAAAGGAAGGCAAAUAUGUAGAAAUCUGAAGAUCCAACAACAAAAAGCAUAUCCACACCGCACUUGAUUGAAAACUUGAAAGCAGGAGGACAAAAGAAAGUGGCAGGCCUUUUCCACGGAUCAUCAGGUUGCUGGUAGGUUCGUGUUUCUGUCAGCAGGCAGAACACUGGAGCGUGAACAGGAGUCCCAGAACUGAGCAGCAAGUUAGUAUAUGAUUUUCAGUGUUUUGUCUGAUAUUUUCUCCAGAUGUUUGGUUGGACUUUGUUGUAUUAUCUGAUCCAAACUUGCAAUUGCGAUGAUAAUUUGUUUACCGGUUCCGCU